AUGCCUCGGCAGCAGGGUCCGGCUCCCUCCGCCCGCGCCCCCCGGUUCUCCUCGGCCACCCCCUCCCAGCCCCGGACCGUGCUGCGGCGGCCGUGGCGCUGCAGCCUCCGCCGCGGCGCUGCCUCAGUGCUGCAUUGUGCUCCGCGGGUGCUUCCGCUGGCGGGGGGAGCGAGCGAGUGCUGCAUUGGGCGGUUGGCUGUAGCUAAGUGGAUUCUAGCGCCUCCCACCUCAUCCCAUGGCAAAGGCUCUGGCGGGCGACGAGCGCUCGGCAGGGAGCGAGCGCCUGGUGCACUCGCCCCCCGCGCGCACGGGCAGGGGCGCGCGCAGGAGAGUCAGCUGGGAAAUGUAGUUCUCCGCGUCCCGCUCCUCUCCACUGAGGUGCGGACGGUAGCGACUUUCGGGACCACGAGAUCCUCCACAGCCGAAGACCGGAGGGAGGAAAAGGGCAGGAGAAAGAGAGGUCAUCCCCGCAGGCCUCCUGGCACCGAAAUAUCCAACUGCGCCGCUGGAUACAGUAUUCCUCCACUCCGUACAUCCUCAAAGAACCAUAAUAAUGUUUUUCAAAGAGUUACUGGUUACAUUAUUAACGGGGAAUCACUCCCUCAAGAAAACAUGGACGGUGUGAAAGUGCCCGACAGUGCUUAGAGGAGCAUCGUUAACUCAGCCAGGGGAGUCAAGGGAGAACAUCAAGAAGCUCUACUGGAAGGAUGUCUUGAAUAUAGCCCAAGUCUCCAUGAUACUUUGUUCUUUCUCUGAUCUCUGCCUGUCUCAAACCUGUUUGUGAAAACCAGACUUGGGGAACUCUACUUUCUCAGGCUGCUAAUUCCAUUUUUCUCUAAUUCCAAAUGUUAGAAACUCUUUUGAGGAUAAGACAGUAAUACAAUACAUGUAAUUCAGUAAUUAGUUAUCACCGUAAUUAACACUUGUGUAGUGUGAUACAGUUUUUCUGGGGUCACAUAUAAUGUCGUUUGAUCUUCGGGUCAGCAAUUUAAUAAGUGUUAUUAUUCCCAUUUCAGAGAGGAGGAAAUUAAGGCUUAGAGCUGCACCUUCUAAAUACUGUAAC
Prionailurus viverrinus (fishing cat) is the source of this 1063-nucleotide messenger RNA. RefSeq lists its product as uncharacterized. The coding region runs from base 1 to 645 and encodes 214 amino acids. The transcript has 2 exons. NCBI's taxonomy places the organism in Eukaryota, Metazoa, Chordata, Mammalia, Carnivora, Felidae. The record is from RefSeq and is a predicted model, not a curated record.